Clavispora lusitaniae ATCC 42720 is the source of this 1122-nucleotide messenger RNA. RefSeq names its product threonine aldolase. Gene Ontology annotation, molecular function: L-allo-threonine aldolase activity. Lineage: Eukaryota; Fungi; Ascomycota; Pichiomycetes; Serinales; Metschnikowiaceae. Gene Ontology annotation, cellular component: cytosol. The record is from RefSeq and is a predicted model, not a curated record. Gene Ontology annotation, biological process: glycine biosynthetic process; L-threonine catabolic process.
AUGACUGAACAAAUUAAAAUCAAUUUAUCCCCCUUCAACAACAGCCCUGCAGCGAAUGAGUUCCGAAGCGACACUUUUACUACUCCCACUGCAUCAAUGGUCGCUGCAAUCGCCAAUACCUCAUUAGGUGACGCGGUAUACAAUGAGGACGAGACAACGACGAAAUUAGAGCAGAAAGUAGCCAGCCUUGCUGGCAAAGAACGUGGGUUAUUCUGCGUAUCCGGAACAUUGCUGAACCAAAUUGCGAUUAGAACCAAUUUAGUACAACCUCCGUAUGCUGUUCUUUGUGAUUAUCGGUCUCACAUAUUUGUCCAUGAAGCAGGUGGAAUUCCAACCCUCUCACAAGCGAUGAUUCAUCCAAUUCAUCCAAAAAACAAUGUUUACCUCACUUUGGAAGAAGAUAUUCUUCCCAACUUCGUACCAGAUGACGGCGAGAUUCAUUCUGCCCCCACGAAGGUUAUAAGCUUGGAGAAUACUUUGCAUGGAAUGAUCUUCCCUGUAGAAGAAAUAGAGAAGAUUUCAAAAUUUUGCAAGAAAAAUGGUGUUCGGUUGCAUCUUGAUGGUGCCAGGCUUUGGAAUGCUUCUGCUGCGACAGGAAUUUCUAUUGCCAAAUAUUGCUCGUACUUUGAUUCUGUUUCUCUUUGUUUGUCUAAAACUUUAGGUGCUCCGGUUGGCUCUGUCUUAGUGUCCGACAAAAAGUUCAUCCAAAAGGCGAACCACUUUCGGAAACAGAACGGAGGAGGAAUAAGACAAAGUGGCUUACUUGCUCUGAUGGCACUUGUUGCUAUAGAGGAAAACUUUCCCAAAUUGCCUGACACACAUAGAAUUGCAAAGGAUAUUGGUCAGUUUUGCGAACAGCAGGGAAUUGUAUUAGAACAUCCUGUUCAUACAAAUUUCGUCUUCAUUGAUUUGGCAGCAAACAAGAUAAAUGAUGAAUAUUUUACGAAGGCUUGCGAAAGACACGGGGUGAAGGCCUACGGAAGUCGUAUAGCAAUUCAUUACCAAAUCACAGAAGAUGCCGUAUCAAAAUUGAAAUUGGCUCUCCAGGAGACAUUUGAUGAGGCAAAACGCAAUCCAUAUAACCAAACCGAACUGCUCAAGUUUUAUGCAGCAACUGAAUAA